UGACACAUGUAGACGCAUGCUGUGAACACAAGGAGCUGAAACCUGGAUGUGUUAGCCUGUAACUGUGGGUGAAUUCAGUCUAAUAUUAGUCCAGUUUGUGUGUGAACAUGGUCGGUAAAAUUAAACAUGUCCGUCAGAAGCUUCACCAGGAGGCGGUGAAGCUGGACGGGCCGAGCAGCAGCAAACAGACUGUUCUGGAAACACACAAAGUACAUGUUCUACCUGUGGAAAAGAAGAAGGAGGACCCCCUGAAAUCUGCUGAACAGGUCCACAACUCCUUCCCCACUGGGAUCUUUGCCGGGACUAAAAUCACUCCAGAAGCCCUCGUACAAACACUGAAGCUGGAGCAACCUCCUGACGUUCCAGUACCAGCAAAGAAAGAGCCGGAAGAAAAGAAAGUCAAGUCAAAGAAAGAGAAGAUGAAGGAGAGGAGAGAGCGCUGGCUCAACAAGAUCAGUUUCAUUAAACAGUUCCAGGAGCAGCAGGCGGCCACGGCGCGCAGACAGGCCACGCCCGUAGUGGGAGACCUGAGGCCAUUGGCCGACGCCCUCCCUGAACUCUGUCAGCUCCGCCCCCUGCCAACACCGACACUUCUGUACGACGCAAAAAAACAGGAAAAACAAAGUGUAAUGAAGAGGACCGAACCCACAGACUUCAGCCAAAUGAAGCAGUCACAGAAACGCAAACUCUUAGAAACGGAGACGAGCCGUUUCAGUGACGCCAUCAAAAGCCUGGCCACCAAAACCAACCCUCUGGCGGAUAUCGGCGAACAGCUGAGGAAGAGGAUGAGGCAGGAGGAAGAGCAGGGUCCAAGCUAACAGAGGGAGGACGGACCCCGACCCAGAAGGAGGACGGACCUGACGCUCCUCAUGGAUUAAAGGAUGUCGGUAAAAACAGUGGGAGAGGCCGACCAAUAAACCAACAAACUCAUGCUGAGUCAGAGCGGAUCAGGAGCAGACGGAGCGUGGAAUCCACAUGGAAACGCAUUUACAGACAUCAGAACAUAUUUAAGAACCACCAUCAGCUCAGACGCAGUGGGUUAGAAAAAAAAAAAUCUAAAACUGUGUGAACUGUGGAAGAACUGGACGCAUUGAAACCACAAAAGAAAAAUAACAAAUAUUAAUAAAAGUUGAUGAUUUUAAAACGUAUGUAUUGUAUUUG
This is a messenger RNA of Sphaeramia orbicularis (orbiculate cardinalfish), 1161 nucleotides long. It is a transcript of the gene slx9, whose product is annotated as SLX9 ribosome biogenesis factor. The record is from RefSeq and is a predicted model, not a curated record. The transcript is spliced from 6 exons. Gene Ontology annotation, cellular component: nucleolus; preribosome, small subunit precursor; 90S preribosome. Gene Ontology annotation, biological process: maturation of SSU-rRNA from tricistronic rRNA transcript (SSU-rRNA, 5.8S rRNA, LSU-rRNA). NCBI's taxonomy places the organism in Eukaryota, Metazoa, Chordata, Actinopteri, Kurtiformes, Apogonidae. Bases 108 to 818 code for a protein of 236 amino acids.